Messenger RNA from Corylus avellana, 1192 nucleotides. Its product is annotated as putative F-box/LRR-repeat protein 9. The record is from RefSeq and is a predicted model, not a curated record. Gene Ontology annotation, molecular function: protein binding. NCBI's taxonomy places the organism in Eukaryota, Viridiplantae, Streptophyta, Magnoliopsida, Fagales, Betulaceae.
AAAAUUAGGGAGAAACUGCAUCACCUGAUUUUCCCGGAAAAUCCCAGCCUUCUCGAGAAAAUCUGGCGAUGGACACUCCUCCUGACCUCGACGAGUUCCGCAACUGGCUGGAGCUGCCCCGGGACGUGACGGCGUCGAUCCUGCUGAGAUUGGAAGCCAUCGAGAUCCUGACGAGCGCGCAGAUGGUGUGCUCGCCGUGGCGCAAACUCUGCAAGGACCCGUCUAUGUGGCGCACUGUCCACAUGUGCAAGCCCCACUCCCACUGGGAUAUCUCCGACCUCGAGAAGAUGUGCCGCCAAGCCGUCGAUCGCAGCUGUGGCCAGUUGGUGGAUAUCUGCAUCAAGUACUUUGGCGACGACGAGCUCCUCAUGCACAUCGCUGACAGUUCAAGUCAGCUCAAACGCCUUCGACUUGUAAGUGUCUAUGACAUUUCAGAUGAGGGAUUGAGUGAAGUGGCUGCAAAACUUCCAUUACUAGAGGAGCUUGACAUUACAUUAUGUUGUUCAUUGUCAAAAGAAGCUCUGAAAGCUAUGGGCCGUUGUUGCCCUCAUUUGAAAUCAUUCAAAUACAACGAGAAGGGGUAUAGAACUCCUUACAUGGAGUGUAAUGAGGUGGCACUUGCUAUUGCAGAGAACAUGCCUGAAUUGCGCCACCUCCAGCUUUUUGGAAAUACGCUGACUAAUGAUGGCUUGCAGGCCAUCCUUGAUGGUUGCCCUCACCUUGAAUCACUUGACCUACGCCAAUGCUUAAAUGUCAUUCUAGCAGGGGAUUUGGGAAAAAGAUGUGCUGGACAGAUUAAACACUUGCGGCGUCCCCUUGAUUCCACUGAUGACUAUGAAUUUGAUGCUGAACUUGAUGAUGACUAUGGUUCUUUUGAUGGUGACUACCCAUCUGGGUUGUCGGACUACGAUUUACAUUUGUCUGAUCCUUGUGGGUAUUAUGAUUUCUCCGACUCCGAAGACUACGAUGACUUCACCAACUACAAAGGUUUUUUCGAUGGAGAUUUUUAUUGACCAGCGUAUAUGAAAUGGCUCCUAUGCUGCACCCAACUCUUGCCUCCCUAUAUUUUGAAUGUUUAGUAUUAAUAUCAUAUUUACUUUAUAUGCACCGUUAGAUACAUCAACUUUAAAUUUUGACUGUAAAACGGAUGAUAUUCAUUUCAUUUGAAAUAGAAAAGAUCCUUGCCUGCAAA